AUGACCGAAGCUACCGUUGCUUCUAUUAAACCCUCGAACGCAUUGCCUUUCAUACCUUCAUACUUACGAAACACACCGCUGGACAUAUAUAAUAAAACUGCUAAGGAUCCAAUAUUUUUACCAACUCAGUGGAACGUUGAUGAUUCCUCUGAUUAUAUUAAAGUCAUGGACAAUGGAUUGGGACUUCGAUGCAUUGGUCCGGGUAGAAAUAACUCAGAUGCGGCCGCCAUAAGAACGGAUUUUCCUAUUCCUCGUAAAGCUGGUUUUUUUUAUUAUGAAUUGGACAUAUUAAAUAAGGGAGAGAAAGGAUUCAUUGGACUUGGAAUUGGAUUGGAACAUGUAGAUUUGAAUAAAAUGCCCGGUUGGGAAAGGUAUUCAUUGGGAUAUCAUGGUGAUAAUGGAUUGGUAUACAUACAACACCCUAGAGGAAGAAAUUAUGGACCUCUAUUUACGGAAGGAGAUACGAUUGGAUGUGGUGUGAAUUUUUAUAAUCGUACCGUAUUUUACACAAAAAAUGGUGUUAAUUUAGGAACGGCAUACAUGGGAAUUGAUCAUGGAGAAUUCUAUCCUAUGGUUGGGUUAAUUACUACAGAUGAAUGGGUGGAAGCCAAUUUCGGGGAAAAGCCUUUCAUGUAUAACAUAUCACUUCAUGCAGGGAUGGUUUUUGACCAUGCAGUAAAGAAUGAUCUUCACAUAGAACAAGAAUCACCUGGAGAUUAUGAACUUGAUGACCUAAUGCCUCCGAGGUUUUACUGUGACAACUGUGGAGCUUUUUAUUGA
Acaulospora morrowiae is the source of this 780-nucleotide messenger RNA. NCBI's taxonomy places the organism in Eukaryota, Fungi, Glomeromycota, Glomeromycetes, Diversisporales, Acaulosporaceae. The record is from the annotation of a GenBank genome assembly.